AGUACUCGGUGUCGGCCGACACCCAAAGCCCAGGUAUCACUAAUCGUAUUGGGCGCUGAAAAAGUUGGAUCAGUGCAUCCCUAACUGUAAUGUUGAUAAGAUUAGAGGAUCAUUGCUUGAAACGACAAAUAGGGCAAAUAGGACAAACGUUACAGGUGGAUUUAGUUAUACAUUCUGCACGUGCAAAUCCAUGCAUUAUAAUUUCCAAUGCCCUCCGAUCAACAUACAUGGCAUGUCUGAGUGAUCUCAUAUCAAAUAGAGUGGGGCAGUGACAGUGAGCGCCACGGAGGCAUCAAGGACAUUUCAGAGUGAGUUGGGCAGCAGUUGCGUGGUGGCUCUGCCGCAAGCAUGGGACCUGGAGGAUUAGUGUCCAAUCAGAGUGGAUUUGAUGUUUACUGACAGCACAUGGGACUUAGCUGAGAGAACUGUAUUUCAUUUGUAUUCAAUGAAGCCGUGCGCCCUGCCUGGCCUCCCCUCCCCGCGCUGUGAAUCUGGCAAACCAAAAGCUGGAACCUGUUGACGAGACAGUGCAUCAUCGGCCGCUUCAGGUACGUGACUCUUCAGGAGAGGGUGAGGGUGAGGGGUUUGAGGGGUGGACUCUAAAUCAUUGGCAUCAUCGCCAUCAUCAUCAUCAUCAUCCACAUCACCAGAUACGCUUGUAUCUGGUUCACAUGACGUCACGGUGGGAAGUGGAAUUAAACAGGCUUUAUUUAGUUGUAAUCCCUCAUAGCAAUCGGCAGAGCAAGUAAAAUGUCCCAGAGACGGGAGAGAUAAACCCCAUUGGAUUAGUACAAGCCCCUGCCCAUCCCAACCUAUAACCAACCUAUCCACUCCUUUUGUUUUUUGUCUUUUUUUUUAUAUCAACAUUUGGUGGCCAGCUACAGCAUGCACCCUGCUACCGUGUCUUUCAUGGAGUAGCUGCUAGCUCUUUAGUGUAUUGUGUUUGUGUGGUUUGGUGUGUUGUGUUUGUGUGUGGUGUCCUCUUUCCUUGCGCACAACAAGCCAGCAUGACCAGAGAUUAAUUAUUCAAGGACUGCCAGCCAAAGGGGGAGUCAUCUGAUAGUACGGACCUACAAUAUUACAGCCUGAUAGCAGGUGAAACGGUAGACCCUGCUUCAUCUUCUUUUUUUCUUGUACUACUCCUCUCUGCGUUCCAUUUUUUGGUGCUAAAGUACAUGAAGACUUGAAAGACAACUUUCAACACAGCUACAAGUGGAAAUUUUUUUCUGUUUUUUGUUUUUUUUCCUCCCUUAAUCUUCUCUUUUUUUUUUUGCUUUUUUGCCAAUGCUUGUCCCUAACAAACAUUUGAGUCUUGGUCGCUCCCACAGUUGGGACACAUUAGGAGGGAAUGAGGGUCAGUGGGACAGGGCUGAGAGUGUCUACGAGCAGCAGGCAAGAGUAAACGGCCGGCGUAGCUCCCUGUCAUACGGAGAGGGAGGAGGCUGGUACGAGCCUCCACCAGGAGUGCGUCCCCCUGACCUGGAUUUGAAACGCGACCAGUAUUCCUACCAAGACUCUCCGUACGGACAGGUUUACGCAGACCGACAGGACCCACGGGGGCUGAGGAAGGGCUCUGUGCCUGAUCUAAACCACUACGAACGUGCGCCCAUGGCUCACCGAGGAUCCAUUCCACAUCAGGAAUACUAUUCCCAUGACCCGGCUAUGACUCCACGGCCACCUGAGGGCUUUUACCGGCCAGAACACCAGCCUCCGCCGCCUCACCCGCUCAGUAGGUCGGGGUCUCAUUUUGGGAUGGCACCUGGGGCUCGCGCUGUGUGGGAUCAAGGUCAGGGAGGAAGAGUUGGACCUCAAGCCCCCACAUCGCCUCUACCUCCUCCUCCCCCUCCUCCGACCGCUCAUGAGUUGAGUCGAGCUUAUAGGGAACCUGGUGCUGUAGCUGCUGCCAAAAUGAUGCCAGAUGGCCAACAGCGCAUACCCUCGCGAGAGCCAUCUCCUGCUCACUAUGGUAUGGAGCAUGCAUCCCCUCGGUAUGCCAGUGAGCCUCCACCUCUGACCGGUCAGUCGGUCUAUACUGAUGUUAAUGGCCGCCCGUUGGAUUCGCAGCAAGCAGCUACCUGUCUAGUAGUAGAUCCUGUCACUCAAGGUAUGAUUAUGAGGCAAGAGGCUGCCUCACCUUACACCAUCCAACAACAGCAGCAAUUGCAGCAGCAGCAACAACAAAUACAGCAGCAACAGUUACAACAGCAGCAGCUUCAACAGCAACAAAUGCAACAGCAGCAGUUACAGCAACAGCAAUUUCAGCAACAACAAAUACAGCAGCAACAAUUGCAACAGCAACAGCUUCAACAGCAGCAGUUACAGCAGCAGCAACUUCAGCAAGAACAAUUGCAGCAGCAUCUGCAACAGCCCCUGCCACCUCCACCUACCAUGCCCGUCUCAGACCCUAGCCUUUCUAUGAUGGCUCCACUUCCUGCUCCACCCGCACCAGUGCAGACCGCACCAGUUUCUCCGGCCGCACCUGCCCUUGUGCAGGCUGUCCAAACUUCAAUCCCUCCUCCCCCAGUCACCCCACAUCCUGCUCCUCUUCCCCCCACUGCCCCACAGACGCCUUUACCUGUGGACCCCAAGAAGGCAGUUGACCCUGAGUUCCUUGCACUGCUGCGAAAUGAGGGCCUCUCGGAGAGCACCAUCUCCUCAAUUACCCAUCAGGGAUUUGACUCCAUUAGCAUGCUGGCCGUUAUGGAGGAGAACGAUGUUCGCACCGUCGCCCCCAACCUCGGCCAGGCUCGUGUACUGUCUCGCUUGGUCCACAACUGCAAGCGGCCCGUUGAGGCUACGCCAGCCCCCUCCCAACCUCAGACACCCAUGCGAGGCCGCUCCAAUAGCUUUAGCCAUCGCUCAGACAUCUACCACCACCAGCAGCAACAUCAUCCAACGCACCCGUCACAGGCUUUGACCGUGGACCCCCAUAUGAUGCACCCGCAGUCCCCUGGGGCCAUGCAGACCAUCUCCCCAAGGAUAGGCGAAAUGAUGGGUAGGAGGCCCAACAGUGCCCCCUCUCAGCACCUCCUAGAAACCUCUGGAGGCUACCCAGGCCAACCACCUCGCUCCCCGGGGCCAUACACUGGAGCACUUAUGCCUGUUCAAUCAAGACCGAUGUCCGCCUACUCUUCUGGGGUGACGCUGUCAGGGAUGCCCAUGCAUGGUAUGCAGAUAAUGCCACAGCACAUGACUGGGUCAAUGCCUGCCAUGCCAGGGUCUAUGCACUCCAUGCAAGGUAUGCCACAGCAGAUGCCCCUGUCCAUGCCAGCUUUACCGCAGCCACCACAACAGGUACCAAAAGCAUACUCUACCAAUUACACAGUGCCCAUGGAGCUGAUGAAGAGGGACAGGAACAUACUGCCAUUGUCACCCAUGCACAGCCCUCACCCCAGCCCUCAGCUGAUGCGUAAGGGUGGGGGUACUUCAAUGGACAAUGCCAUCGUCCCUAUGGGAGCACCAGGCCAAAGCCAAGGUGUCCUUGCUGCUAACCAGAAGUUAAGUCGACGCACGGGUCCACCAGUCAUCGUGUCCACUAUGGUGUCUCCAGAUACAAGUAAAUUAUUUUUUUUUUUCUCCUUUCAUCCUUAUCAUCCGUUGUUUGUCUGAUUUCUUGAUACAUUUGGUCUUGCUUUCUCUUGGCUGGUUCACAUGUUUUUAAUAGAUAAGGAAAUUGAUUUGUGCUAGAGCUCUUCAUUUUUUUUGCAUGCUUUAUGUAAGACACCAUUCCCCCAUUCCUCUCGUUGCUUUGAAUAGCUCCACAAAGCAGUGCUGCUGCAUUGUUAAGAAUCAUAUCAUGCUUUCACAAUUUGGUUGACGCUUCUAAGAGCUCUUC
This is a messenger RNA of Sebastes umbrosus (honeycomb rockfish), 3835 nucleotides long. RefSeq names its product trithorax group protein osa-like. The transcript has a single exon. Lineage: Eukaryota; Metazoa; Chordata; Actinopteri; Perciformes; Sebastidae. Bases 1285 to 3609 code for a protein of 774 amino acids. The record is from RefSeq and is a predicted model, not a curated record.